Messenger RNA from Rhinolophus ferrumequinum (greater horseshoe bat), 720 nucleotides. It is a transcript of the gene SWI5, whose product is annotated as SWI5 homologous recombination repair protein. The transcript is spliced from 5 exons. The annotation marks the transcript as partial. Gene Ontology annotation, cellular component: Swi5-Swi2 complex; Swi5-Sfr1 complex. Gene Ontology annotation, biological process: double-strand break repair via homologous recombination. Lineage: Eukaryota; Metazoa; Chordata; Mammalia; Chiroptera; Rhinolophidae. The record is from RefSeq and is a predicted model, not a curated record.
CCCGCGGACCUGAGAGGCCGCGCUCCGUCCCUCGCCCUGGACCCUUCUGCACAGCAAACCCCCUCGAAACGGGGGCCCCGGACCCCAGGGCUCAGGAGGACUCAACCAGGACUUUCCAAAAGUUGCGGCGGGGCCUUCCGAUCCCCUCGGCCGUCUCCCAAGUCUGGCCAGGCUGCUGGGGCCAACGAGGAUUCUGUGCACCUUGACAUUCAGAAACUGAAGGAGAAGAGGGACGUGCUGGACAAGGAGCUCUCCCAGUUAAUAUCUGAAGGCUACAGUGUGGAUGAACUGGACGACCACAUCUCCCAGCUGCACGAGUACAACGACAUCAAGGACGUAGGCCAGAUGCUGCUGGGCAAACUCGCUGUGAUCCGAGGUGUCACCACCAAAGAGUUGUAUCCAGAGUUUGGUCUGGACAUGAAUGACUGAGCAGAGGCUCACAGCCCCUUGUCCAUGGCCCACUGGGACAGGUGGAGGUGGACAUGAGAAGCAGCGAGAGCCCAACCUACAGUGCACCUGCAGGCUUUCCAGCAAGAAAGUGUCAGAAGCCGCUUUCUAGCGAGCCCAAACUGAGUCAGGAGGGAGCCCGGCAAAGAGGGGGACAGGGAUGAAAAUGUGUUCCCUGCUCUGAGGUUCCUAAGAUGUCCCCGUGAUUCCCGUGUAUGUAUCCUAUUUGUAAAUAAACAUGAAUGAUCUUGGUGUGAAUUUGUACGCGGAUUC